Messenger RNA from Neoarius graeffei (lesser salmon catfish), 4114 nucleotides. It is a transcript of the gene depdc4, whose product is annotated as DEP domain containing 4. Lineage: Eukaryota; Metazoa; Chordata; Actinopteri; Siluriformes; Ariidae. The transcript is spliced from 9 exons. Gene Ontology annotation, biological process: intracellular signal transduction. The coding region runs from base 1 to 1620 and encodes 539 amino acids. The record is from RefSeq and is a predicted model, not a curated record.
AUGAUGGCGGUGGAUUUGACUCCGAGGUUUAGAAGACUGAAUAGUCAAACGAGAUGUUUUAAUGAGAAGAAACACCCGACAGGACCGUUUAGAGCAACCCAGCUGUGGCGUAACAUCAUCAAGAGCUUACAGACGCAGGUGGAGGUCAGGCGUCGGCGACAGCACUUGCGAGUACACAGAGACUGCUUCACUGGCUCCGAUGCCGUCGACGUGGUUCUCAGCCACCUCAUGCAGAACAUCUAUUUCUGCACCAGCGACGUGACCCGCCUCAAAGCUGUUCGGCUUUGCCAGGCCCUCAUGGACGCCCGAGUGUUCGAACCUGUUGGUGUGAAGCUCUUUUGCAGGGAAAAAGAGCUGGCCUUCGAGGACUCCGGCUAUAGUCUCUACCGCUUUCUGGAUUCCGACGGCCUUCCUGGAUCAGCCAGGCGCAGUGGUGAUAUGGAGAAUGAAACACCUGGGAAAGAAAAUGGAAAGAAGAAGAAGGGAUCCAGGUUUGAUGACGUAAGGACCAUCUCCAACCCGUUGGCAUUGGGAUCCUCGGACAGAAGGGUGGAGAGAAUACUGAAAACCAUUAACCUCCAGCCGUCAAUACCUUCAGGCCUGAAUCGUGUUGGUUUAUCUACUACCUACCUCUCAAAGCGAGUGGUACAGGAAGUGUGGAAACAACAAACCCUACUCCAGCUGUUGCAGUUAGUAGAGGUGCCGGUGUUGGACUGCGUCCUGACGUCACCCGCAAAACCUGCUCCUCUUCGCAUGCGUUUGCUGAGGAACCAUGACCUGGUCAUCUCCAACACCUGUGUGGAUCGGGAAGUGUCUCAGGUCCUCAACCUGCCAGAACUGGACUCGUGGCUGAUGGCAGCGGCAGACUGUCUGGAGCUGUUCCCAGAUGAGGUGAUAGUAGCGACAGGAGAGCAGCUGCUCCAGGUCCAUGCUGCGGAGGCUGAUGAGAAGCUGGGUGCUUACAAGAAACUAUUAUUCGACGCCAUAGCCAAGUACUUCAGCAGUCAGGAGAGAGUUCCCUUACUGGCUGGAUGUUACAUGGACAUCUAUGCAGGCAUCCUUCAGCUUCUAGACUCCGGUAGGGCUGAGGAUGCUCUAAAGGCAUCUCGGCUGUGUCUGCGACUUCUGGACACCAGCUCGAGAAACGAACUGCGCAGACUCCUGACCUUCAUGGCUGAAGCUGCCGACCCCAAAGCCUUCCAGCUACACAAAACGAUGGAGAACAGGGCCGUGAUCAGCAGGACGUUCAUGAAGGCUGUGCUUCAGAGCAAAGACGUGUCUCGCGCCCAGUGUGAGCAGCUCCUACUGUUUCUCACGGACCACCAUUUACACCUGUUCAAGACGCCAGCGUCUCUGAUCGAGGCAGUAACGAAGGCCCUGCGAACCCUGCAGCAAGGGCGGGAUCCUGAUAACGUAGCACUGUUCACGUUCUGUCAGCAGGUAUCGACCCGGCAGUUUGAGGAGCAGCGAGAGAAGAACACCUUCGAGAGCCUGAACCAGCUCAUUGAGCAUAUUGCGCUUCGUCAUGACCUGUCAGUCAAACAGAGGAGGCGGCUCAUCAGGGAGUUUCAGAAGCACCACCCAGCAGUGUUUCUCCACCAUUUCUCCUCCACCUUCUAGAACGUUCGACAUAGUUUCUUCAACCAAGGCUCGUUCAUCUAUUCGCUGGAAAGCUAGCCAGAAGUUGUUUAUGCUUGAAGCUGAAACAGAUCGCUUUUCGUAUGCAAGUGUGAUUUAGUCGUAGAACACUGGUAAAUUGGUGAUUGUCGGGUUGUGAUCUAAUCAUUUGUCAUGCAGCUGCACUGCACACGUUCAUUUCUGACACUAAGGCCCAAUCCCAAUUCUAAUUUCUACCCCUCCCCCUUCCCCUCCCCUUGGCCCUUCCCCUUGAAACUGAGCUACAAGGGAUAGGGCUUGAAAUUCAACCCCUACGUAUUGGGAUAGCCCUUCAACGAUCGCAUACGUCAUCGCGUACCUCCGUCAGCGUUUACGUUAGCAAAACGCGACCAAAUGCGUCAUUGGCUGCGACCAGCCGCUACAGUCAGAGGCAGAACCAGAAAUCUCUGCUGGCAGGGUGUGAUUUGUUAACUAACACCACUGAAUGGGAGAUCUUUGGCGCUUCGUGCACCACAUCCGACAGAAUGAGGUGUCAGAACACUCAUGUAAACAAUAAAAGCGAGAAUAACAGAACAAAACGUACGCAGUCAAGCAACCGAAAACAAUACUCACUCCCAAAGCUUUUUAGCAGCAGCUUGGAUUUCAGAAAUCGCUGCUCAUUCUCAGCUCGAAAGCGAAUCAAGCGGCGUGUUUCCUCUGGAUAACAACUUAAAACACGUAAAUAAUGGAGAAAAUACAUUUAUGACAAUCUUUCGCCGCGGGAACCGCCAUCUUUCUGAAAUCCGCAUGAAAUCUCGCUGAAAUCCGCAUGGCAUUGUGGGAAAUCACUCAAACCCCUUCGUUCGGAGUCAGCUCCAGGAAAAUCUCCGUUUGGAGGGGUACAGAAGCCCUACCCCUUCCCCUACCCCUCCGCGUUAACUGGGAUUGGGAUACCCCUACCCCUUCACGUGAACGCGCAAAAUGGAGGGGAAGGGCCAAGGGGUUGGUCCAAGGGGUGAAAUGGGAUUCGGCCUAAAUAUUGCACACUUUUUUUUUUUUUUUUGAUAAAAUCAUUGUUGAAACCCAGCCGUUUUUACAGAUCUACUGUAGGUCGUCUGCCACACACACAGAUAGCUAUGGUGUUGUGGUUAAAUGAUUCAUUUUUGACUCGAUCUUCUAUUAUGAUUGAAAAAACCUGGUCCUAAAUGUUGACCGGUAUCUUUAGAUGCACUGUAGAAUCAGAAUUAUUAUAAUUUCGAUGUUUUCAGGAAGAUUUAAUCCGACAGUAAUAGUAGUCGUAGUCGAUCCACUGGACAGUAAGUGUAGAAAUGCGAUUUUAUGCCGUAAAACUUGUGACCUUCCAGUUUCGGGGCAAUUAGUGGUUUUCUAAUUGAUCAUAUAGAAAAUGAAAUGUACUACUUAAUUUAUUUUAACUGCUCAUGACACUAAUGUAGAAAAAUGAUUGUAUUUUCUGUUUGAAAAGAAAGCAAGUUUUAAUACUAUAUACUUUUUAAAGGUCCCAUGGCAUGGUGGUUUGUUGAUGCUUUAAACGGGCUCGUGGAGGUUUCCGGAUGUUAAAUCCGCAGCCUUUCUCGAAAUGAACCCUCGGCACGUAGAUAUAGCCUCCUGGGAGAAAGCCCCAUUUCAGCGCUUUUCCCAGUGCGUCGUUUUGCUAAUGAGAAGCAGGAGGCGGGGAAGGGUAGAGGGUGGGGGCGGGUCUUAUCAUUAAUAUUCAUGACAUGUAAACAUGUUACCUCUGAUUGGCUAACAGCACUGUGACACUACCUCCAGUGGGUCAGAACAAGCAGAUGUGGGUGUCUUACUAUGGCGAGAGAGAAGGAACAAACCGCGAAGGAAAAAAUACCGCGCGCUGACGUCAUUAAGGUACGACGCGAGGAAAUAAAAUAAAUUCAACAAAUGUUUGGGUUUUUACUGAACAAACAAACAAAAUGAACGAGUGACUUAAAAAAAGAAUGUGGGUGUCUUUGUAAAAACUGUUUUGAUUGGCUGUUAUAACAGAGCAUGCUGCAUGCUUUUUGGUUUUGUAGCGCAGAGUACCUGGCUAACUGCAGGAAGCGGUUAGCUGCACAGCUAAUAUAGCCAUUGCAAGGCUAACGUGGCACCGAUUUUAAAACGCGGCAAAACGACUUAACAGUUAUACACUUACUUGUUCGCUGUUUGUGGCUGAUGCGGCAGGGAUGCUUGGUACGGACCCAGGCUUCAGUGACAGUUGAUGUGCAAAACCUGCCCUGUACUGUCCCAAGUUGUGGAAACAUUCAUCAGGAAAAUGCUUCCGACAAACAUACACCGUCUUAGGUAGACUCGACAGCGUAUUAUUGGAGUAAAUAAAAUUAAGCCACUGCGUCUUCAGGGGCUCUCCCGUCGGCAGUAAAACAGACUCCUUUCUGUGUUGUCACAUCCAUGUACAGCGCAAUUUCCAUGUUUCGCUCGCUUAGGUGAUGCCAUGUUGUUGUGUCCUCUAUGGUCUCCUCACUACAACUGGGCGGGUAAUCCAUAC